Aplosporella prunicola CBS 121167 is the source of this 2030-nucleotide messenger RNA. RefSeq lists its product as uncharacterized. The record is from RefSeq and is a predicted model, not a curated record. The coding region runs from base 255 to 1841 and encodes 528 amino acids. Lineage: Eukaryota; Fungi; Ascomycota; Dothideomycetes; Botryosphaeriales; Aplosporellaceae. The transcript is spliced from 3 exons.
GUGAUACAAAUGGUAGUGAUGGUGGUGGUGGCACCAGUGGCUGCGCGGCACCUCGGCUCGCGACGGAUCUCCCCAACACGCCUUCUUUUGACAGCGGGGUUGCCUUCAACUCCUUCGUUGGCGUUGGAUUUCUCGCGCCGUUACGACGCCGUCGUCGCGCCGUCACCUAUCAACCCCAGUUUCUCCACAGCGGCCUUCCCCACAAAGACCCCGCCGGAGCCGUGCGCGAAGCCAUAGCUCCAAGCUCAUCCAUCAUGCCGCUCCUCGACCUUCGCGAGUUGCGCUCGUUCCCCUCGGGCGACAAUAACACAGACACGCUCAUCAACGGCGUGCAUUUCAACCUGACCGCGCUCAAGUACUACAAUUACACCGUCUACAGCAACAACACCAUCUCCAAUAGAUCAAGAUGCUAUCUCAUCUUCGACCAGUAUCAACCUACCAUGUUCAGCAACGGCAGCUGGGUCAAUGGCACCUCGUGCUACGUACCAUAUUAUGGCAUCAAAGCGCGUGGCGCCAUCGGGAUUGGCUUCGCCGCCCUGUUUGCCGCGAGCAUCAUGUUCACUCUGAUCAACCUGCGGAAACAUGGACGAAUGUUCUUGAGAGAGGAUAAGCGGUUCCGGAUUAUAGGGAGGCGAUGGCAAUGGUACUGGAUGUGCUUUGUCGCGGCAUGCGGCAUCAUCAGCACCAUCACUGGAGUUGAUGUCGACCGGGAUUAUCUGCAGCAGCUUGCGAUUGUACUACAGAGCUUCUUCUACUGCCUGAUGCUUCCGGGGACGUUGGCCAUGGUCUGGGAGGCUACCAGACAUUGGGGAUCCUGGCAGGAAAGGCAAAUUUGUGACAGAGACCCUUUCCUUCUUCCCCAAGAUGACAAGCGGGGCCAAUUCGAAUUCUGGAUACCGCUAGUCUUCUAUAUGUUUGCCUGGCUAAACUUCUUCAUGGUCAUUCCUCGCUCGUGGACUGCCCUUGAGUAUCAGCGCUCCCCUUGGCAACAAUCCCACUACGCCCAGCCUUCCGCAACUGACAGCCGGCAUAAAGCAGGUGCCAUCAUUGCUUUUUGCGCCUGGGUGGUAAUAAUCGUCUCUCUUCACCACAGUCUCCACCACUACCGUCCCCGUACGACUGGCCUCUGGAACCGUUUCAACACAUUUUGCCAUUACUGUCCCACCAAGCUCUUCCUCUACAUCAUCAUCCUGGGCAUCCGCGUUAUCUAUGCCAUAGCCAGUGCCUGGAUCUGGGAAAUCAACCUAUUCAAAUACGACGUCGAGCCCGGGUGGCCAUACGGGCUCGGCUACGGCACCACAGCGCUGCUCCUCAUCAUGAUGAACAUCUACGGCUACGUCGACGAGAACGAAGACCGCCUGCUAAUCCAGCAGCGACAAGAGCGCGGCCGCAGCGCCGACGCCGAGCUCGGCCUCACCAAGAAGCCGCACUGGUGGGCCAAAGCCCGCGGCGACACGCACCUGAGCCCGGAGCAGCGGCUGCGCGCGCUCGCGACCGAAGGGCCCGGCGGCCGCGCUGCUCUGCCGCGCGCAAACGUCGAGCUGCAGUCGUUCGCCCUGCCCUCGCACUACAGCAUCCCGUCGCAGGCUGGACGCCGCAGCACGAGCGAGCUAAGCUCCGACGACAUCGAGCGCGCCAUUAGGCGGCUCAGCGAGGACCCGUUCCACGAUCCUCCGCUCGAGCUCGAGGAGGGCGGCAUGGGCGCCAGAGUGGUGAGGAGGGGCGAGAACAACGACGCGGCGAGCACGCGCACCGCCGACACGGCCAGGUCGGGCAUGACAGGGCAGACGCUAACGGAGAAUUAUCCGCCGCAGAGGGUGAGGAGCAUGCUGGAUAUUUAAGGAGCGAGAGACUAUUGGGACGCGGGGGAAGCUAAUGAUUUUGGGACCGGCGUUGUUUGCUGUUCCGGGGUUCUAGCAGUUUGGUGCGGCGCGCCGGGUGGAAAGGAAUCGCGGGUGGCUGGGAAAAAGGCGCAAUUCUGCGAGGCGGGACGACAGUCAUUUCAUCAGGCUACGGGGGGGGGGGGGGGG